Messenger RNA from Aspergillus alliaceus, 2424 nucleotides. Its product is annotated as KR domain-containing protein. NCBI's taxonomy places the organism in Eukaryota, Fungi, Ascomycota, Eurotiomycetes, Eurotiales, Aspergillaceae. The coding region runs from base 1 to 2424 and encodes 807 amino acids. The record is from RefSeq and is a predicted model, not a curated record. Gene Ontology annotation, molecular function: fatty acid synthase activity; oxidoreductase activity. Gene Ontology annotation, biological process: secondary metabolite biosynthetic process; fatty acid biosynthetic process. The transcript is spliced from 2 exons.
AUGAUGCAAGCCGCUGAGAGCAUUCUGUGGGUGACGCAGGGAGGACUGAUGGCUGGAGAGGACCCCGAGGCUGCCCUAGUCAAUGGCUUUUUCCAGUGUCUCGAUAUUAAUCCCAACAUUCGGGCCGCCUCGAUGGACUUCGAGAAAAGCAACCCGCAGGACCGCGCCAUGGCGCGGGACAUCCUGCACCGCGAACGGAUGCUCCCAUCAGAGACUGACAAGCAGUUCCGCCAGCACCAGGGGAAAUGGGUCAUUCCUCGUCUCGUGCCGGAUCAGCGGCUGAACAACGAUUUCAAUCUAGUCAAUCAUCUUGAUCAGCGGCCCUCUAAGGUUCCGAUGAAGGACAUUGGGCCCGUCCGGAUUGGCACCACUGAUGCAGGCCGCCUGAGUGCGCUCGUCUUCCGACCACGAGUUUCCCUCUCGCUUGCCCCCUCCUGCCUUUAUCUCCGGACUUACAUUCGGCCGCAACAGGAGCUGAGUGCGUUGACGGGAGGCUAUGAUACCAACGACAUGAGCUCAGAAUUUGCCGGCUUCGUCACCCGCGUUGGAUCUGGUAUCCAUGAUCUCCAGGUCGGGGACCGGGUCUUUGGACUCUACGGGGGUAAGUUCGGCAAUACUCUUCGAGUGCCUGCUUUGGCCUGUCAAAAAGCACGCGACGACGAGUCCUUUGAGCUGCUGGCGACGUUGCCCUCGGCCUACUGUACUGCCCUUUAUGCCAUCGAGAUGGUAGGUCGCCUCCAGCCUAGCCAGAGCGUGCUCAUUCAGAGUGCCACGGGGGGGUACGGCACCGCUGCAAUCGCCAUAGCCCGUCUCCACCAGGCCGAUAUCUACGUGACGGCAGGCAGCGAGUCCAAACGACAGCUGCUACGGGACAUGGGCAUACCAGCAGAUCACAUCUUCGAUUCACGCGCCACGGGGACUUACCAAGAGCUUAAAGCAGCCACCGCAGGCCGUGGGUUUGAUUUGGUGCUCAACACGUCGUCAGGAGACUACUUGCGCAGUGUCUCGUUACCGCUAGUAGCGCCUAUGGGGCGGUUCAUCGAGCUCAAGAAAAACGACGUCUUGGAUAAGGGAACCAUCAAUCUGAAACACUUUAACGAGGGAGCCACCCUCGUCCCCGUGGACAUGCACUACGUAUGUCACCACCAGCCCCAGGUCCUCUUCCUCUUGAUGAAGGCGGUUGGGAAGCUGUAUCACUCUGGACAGAUCGCCCCCCUGCCCGUCCACAGCUAUCCUAUUUCGGACGUCAGCCAGGCAUACGCAGAAUUCUCACGCUUCCAGCACACGGGGAAGCUGGUCCUCUCGUAUGACCCCGACGAUGAGAUCCCAUAUCUCCAGGAACCCACUCCCGUCCGAUUCGACCCCAACGCCGCGAAUCUUAUUGUCGGUGGACUCCGCGGCAUCGGCAGCCACCUCAGUAAGUGGAUGGUCCGCCAGGGCGCAAAGCACCUCGUCUUCCUUGCCCGGUCGCCUACAGUCAACGGCCCCGAAGACGUCCAAGAGACUAUCUCUCAUCUGACAGAGAUGGGGGCCAUCAUCCAUACCGUCCAAGGCAGCGUCUGUGACUGCCAGGACGUCGAGCGCGCCUUCACUGUCUCGGAGCUUCCUAUCCGCGGCGUCGUCAAUUCAGCGCUCGUUCUCCGCAAUAUGGACUUCGCCCGUCUCACUCCUCAGGAUGUGCACGACACUUUCCGCCCCAAGCUCGAGGGCAACAAAAACCUCCACGCAAUGGCCCAGAAACUCGACCUCUCCCUUGAUUUCUUCAUCAUGCUCAGCUCCCUGACGAGCAUCUCGCACGCCGCCACGCAGGCCUCGUACUCAGCCGCCAACAGCUUUAUGGAUGAGUACGCGCGCCACCUGCGUCGCCGCGGGGUGCGCGCAACCAGCAUCCCGCUCGGUGUCAUUGGCGACGCCGGAUUCAUGUCGCGCCACCAACAGAACAUGAUGCACCUGAUGCGCAACGGACACUACGUCACCGUCAGGUCGGAAUUGAUGGAGCAGUUUGCCGUCGCCCUCUUCCGCCCUGAGCCUGUGGACGCCUGGGGCGUGGAAAAUCCCGUGGCGCUGGGCACAGAGCCAGCCAAGCUGCGCCAACUUGUCGACUCGGGGAAUGUGCCGGAGCCGCUCUGGGACCGUGAUAUGCGGUGGGGCAUUAUCGGAGUGCAUGCAAUGAGCCAGGGCAAUCUCAGCGGCGUGGGACCAGGCGGUGGGCCAUUAGCCACUAGAGCCAAGGAUUUGGUCAUUGAGCGCUUGGCCAAGUUGCUGUGGCUGCCCGUGGAGAAGCUCAAGCCGGAUACAAGUUUAGCAGCUUUGGGCAUCGACAGUAUGAUCGCCAGUGAGUUCCGGCACUGGAUGUACCAGACAUUCAAGAAGAAUGUUGGAAUGAUGGAUCUCCUGGCCUUGGAUAUGACGCCUGAGAAGUGA